AGGGGCCAUAAUGAGAUAGACGAUCCUUCCUUCACUCAACCAUUGAUGUACCAAAUGAUUGAGGACAGAGUGAGCGUGCCAGACAAGUACGCCGAGAGCUUGGUAACAAGGGGCGUGAUCACUCACGAUGAAUUAUCAAAGGACACCGCUGAUUACACUGACGCUCUCAACCAAGAGUUAAAGGACGCUGAGAACGUUGUUCCUCACAUGUCCCACCUGGAGGGUCAUUGGAGGGGUCUGGUACAGGCCAGUGAAGAUAAGAUUACUACUUGGGAUACAGGUAUUUGCCCUAAGUUCCCUAGUCUCUUAGGGGUUUUUCACGCGUUCCUGCCCCACGAACGUCAGGAACGUGUGACGAAUCCCUAAGAAAGUCUGCGUGCCUCUGUUUCUAAGCCAAGCUAAGUGUGAAGCUAUUGAUACUAAGUGUGAAGCUAUUGAAAAUUGAUUUUUUAUUCUCUUGCAAAUAACAGUCAUUUUCAUGGGAAAGGUUUUUGCGCAUAGCAUCGGUUUGAAAGUGAGAUUUUUUGGAACUUGAAAAUGGCCUGUUUAUUUGCCUAUUGUACCUCUAAGUACAAUAGUUUGAGGGUGAAGAAAACUGAAAACUUAAACACAACAUACAAUAUAUCAGAAAGCGUAUAGUACGAUAACCUUAAGACGUAGUGACGUGGAGUUAAUCUGCGUAUAUAGUAACAGAAAAGUACGGUAAAAGGGGACACGCAAACAAACUGCGCACAUUAUGAUCUCGUUAUCUAUAAAGCCACUUUCCUAUUCUCAUAUUUUUUAGGCUUUCCUCUUGAAAACAUGAUGUUCAUCGGAGCCAAAUCUGUUGAGACGCCAGAUUCGUUUAACAUCCAUCCACAUCUGAAGAAAACUCACGUCGAAACUAGGAUAAAGAAGCUUACAAGUGGAACAGGGAUUGACUGGGCAACAGCUGAAGCACUCGCCAUUGGAAGCCUUCUUUAUCAAGGUGAGCCAGCUACUUGUUCUAGGUCCAAUAAUAGAAAAAAAUUCUUAAAACCGCGGUAGGACCAGAUUAGCCGGUGUUGAGCGCUUGACUGCAAAGUGCAGUCGCUGCCAGGGGGAUUGGUGGGAUAUGCCAAUGUAACCCGAAGUCUUCCUCAUGAAGAUACCAAAAUGUAAAAUCUUUGAUACCGAAUACCUAAAAUUGUCUUGAAACUAAAAAUCAACUAUAUCUCGUACGAACGCGUUUAAUCCUGGCGAACUGGUGAACAUAUUUCGAUCUUUGUAUCAACAUACAUUCAUAUGUAAGAAGAAUUGUGCUCUAAAUACAUUACAUUUUGUUGAAUAAACUAUAAAUAUUAUCGAGAGCUUCGCUUUUAGUCGUGGCCAAAUCUAUAUAUUAUCUCACUAAGACCUGUGACUAGCAGCGAUUUGUCAGGAGAAAGAAAGGUCGUUUUCUCGUCGGAGUGUCUCAACAUUUUUGCAACUUGUUGUAGCUAUGCGGGAUUUGCAGGUUGACUGGCAGUGCCGCCAUAUAUUUACUGCAAUAAUGUUGUAUCUUUGGUCAUCGGCAAGGUUAUAGUCUUUGUUAUUAAUGAUUUUGUCAUCGAGGGUCAAUUUUAGGUCCCCUUUAUGUGAAGAAAACUUGUCGUGGGUGGAAGAUUCACUCGCCUACGCGAGAUACCUUAGGCGAGCCAACUUCCUACAUUUCCUUUCAAAAUUUAAGAAACCAAAAGUUGGCUCGGCCAGAAGGGUCGACCCUUUUUCGAUAGUAGGGUCACCCUUCUGGCCUCGCCAACGUUUCUCCAUAUAAACCAGUCGGGGCGUGGCGAAAUGUCGGCUGCAUUGUUACUUAGGCUCUCUUGCAUCUUGUUUGAGAAUCUCCUUAAGUGAAUCUCUUUGCAUUCACGUCGCAAGAACACACCUUUGAAUGUAAGAGAAGCGAAUGGCGUUAUUUCUGCUGCAGUGCACUGUCUCAUUAUUUGUCCUCCUUACUUUUGCUGUACAGGGUACCAAGUGCGUUUCAGUGGACAAGAUGUUGGAAGAGGCACGUUCAGCCACAGGCAUGCCAUGCUGGUAGAUCAGUCAACAGAUGAGAUGUUUGUCCCUUUGAACAACAUGUUUGAGCGACAGAAAGCUUUCCUUGAGGUAAUUGACUGCGUCGAGGCCUGUGAUUGGGUUUUAUAGAUAAAUCUUGGGUCGGAUUGCAAAUCUGAAGGUCGUACGUUUAGGUCCAGGUAAUGAAGUCGUGUUGUUUUCUUAGUUAGUUACACCUCUCUCUAGCUCAGUUUUCCGGGCAGUCUUUUGAUUUUGAAAGCAGUGGAAGGUUGAAGAGAGGAGAAAGUUCAGUCAAUAGGGAUGAUGGGAGGGAUGAUGGGAGGGAUGAUUGGAGGGAGGGAGGGGGAUAGAUGUUACCUGUCUCCCCUGACCUAUCCCCUUCCUUUCCCCCGGUGAAUCAGGCGUGUACCACAACAUAGCGACCUCUAGUGCUCGAUCGCCCUGCCACUGGGUUUAUAAGGCUUCGUGAGGUGGUCCUUUUAGGAGAGAAUAUCCCACUACAGACGAAAGUUGUUAUACUAACACUCGCAGUUACUUUAUGCUAUAGAUACAGGUUAAAGCUCCGCUGAUCUAAGGCUUGCGAGUGCCUCCCACUUAACGUUUAUUUCAUACUUAACCUACAUUUACGGCGCUUUCCAUUUGUCAGAACCGACUGGCCAGGAUAUUCCCGUCGUAAUGAGAAUUUUACUUUUAAUUAAAGGUAUCCAGCCGGUCCAUUAAAAUCCUAAAUAGUACGCAUGAAGGAAAUCGUUUCUCAUCAAAAACUCUGUGAAAAAGCCUAUUUCAUUUUCAAAAUGACCGGUCCAGCCAUGGUCCGGCCGGCCAGUUCUGACUUUUGGACAGCGCCCUUUGACUCAAGCCGCUUGCAAAAAAAGUGGUCAGCGGUGAGUUGACAGAGAUAGCUGUUUAAAAACUUGCUCCCAAAAUCGCUCCCGAUGAGCUUGAGUUUUCCACGUAGUUUGUCUUCUCUACUGUAGUUAGAUGAAGAUAUGAAACCUUGUAUCUAUUUUCUUUUUCAACUUUUGCUUCGUCGUAUGCACUCUAAUACUCGGAGUUAUAAUUUUGCAUAACUUCGACUAGCUAAGCUAACUGGGAGUUGGCGAUGUAUGUUGCUUUGCCUCUGAAAACCUAGCCUGUUUCAGGCGUUCAGAUAGUGAAGACGGCGCAAAGUUGUUGUUGUUGUUGUUGUUGAUGUUGAUGGUGUUGCCAGUUGUUGAUAAUUGAAGACUAUAGUUCCUUUUCCUUACACUAGGUUGUCAACAGUCCUUUGUCGGAAGAAGCGUGCCUUGGUUUUGAAUAUGGCAUGAGUGUUGAAAACCCAAAUCACCUUAUUAUCUGGGAAGCACAGUUUGGAGACUUCUUUAAUGGAGCGCAGAUUAUCAUUGACACGUUCAUCUCGGGUGGAGAAGGUUCGUAAAAGAAUACUGUCAAAGCUCUCGUAAGCGACCAUCCUGCCAGUACAGCCUUUCUUUCGCUUGCUUGAUUUUGGUGUACUCGAGAAAGACUGUGCAUGAAUCCAGGAACAUCUUUGUUGAGCAUGCGCGGCAUGUUGCUAGGAUAUAGUUUCCAACCCAGGCCUAAGAGAGAGCUUUAGUUUUGAGGACGAGGACGAGUACGAGUACGAGAUUUGAUUCAAAGUUUUUGUGCGUGUUCUUAAAAAAAGACACCCCGGAAAGCUUCCUUUUCAUUUUUUUUUUUGACCGAAAAAGUUAGUGCGGUUAUUUAUACUUAAGGAGGUUAAGCCCGCUCCCGAUAGCAAAAUGAUAAAACGUCUUACAUUUGAUAACUUGUUCCCGCCACUAUGACAUUCUCGCUAAAACUCGUUGUAGAGUGACGACGGCUAUCACGUUUUUCCGCCAAAAUGACGUUGGUUCACGCGUGAGAAAUACUCAGUAUUGUGAAAAUCUCGUACUCGUAGUUGUCUUCGUCUCUGAAUAUAAAGCUCUCUAACAGCUGUGCCCUGGCAACAGCGGGCUCGGUUAAGACUAUCGUUUUAUCAAUUAAUGGAUGCUCGCACUCGAAAAAAACAGUUUGACGAGAGAAAACAAGAUUGUCUAGGCCAGAAAUUUGGGCUUUGGUGGCUUGAAAGGUUUGACGUGAUUCAGGCAGAGCCUUCUUUUCUCGUCUUCACUCAAGAAGACAAAUAGAUUCUAUGCUCGCAGGGUGGUAAGCGACCACCUCAACAUCCAUUACAGCGGUCGCAACUCAAGCUGGUCGUUUACAAGAAUGCGCUCUCGCACACUACAGUAUCAACACAUUGCGUUGUUCUUAUGCUUAUGUCUAUGUCACGGCCGUCCCCGUCUAGCGCAUACCGUAUUUUGCUCGAAUAAGCGCCGCGGCGCUUAUUAAAAUUUCCACGCCUCAAGUGCGGCGCUUAUUCGAUAGCGGUGUCUGUUUGAAAGUUGGACGCGACAAAUAAUUGUAUUAACCACGGUAUUAUUAUUUUCCGUAUUGAACUAACAGAAUUAAUGUCUUUUGAUUUUGAUUACCGUAUUUAUUCGAAUAAGCGCCGUUGGAGCUUAAUCGCGGGUGGAGCUUAUUCGCGGGUAGGAUUUCCGUCUUUUUCAAUUAUUCGCGGGUCGGAGCUUAUUCGCGGGUGGGGGAGGAGGAGUCAAUCAAACUCAAAUAAGCGCUCACCCCCCACCCCACCCACUUGAGUGAAUAAAUUUUAAUAAGAGACUUUCCCGAGGACGGAGUUUUCUUCAGAGUAUUUUACAGAAACCUUGCUUUGUUAAUUCCUCGCGUUUUGUUAUUAGCAUUUAUUGUUUUGUUGCAAAAUAAACAUACUUCAAAUGCUGAAAAUGGUGAAAAUUUAAUAAGCGCCCAGCCUCGAAUAAGCGCCCACCUCGAAUAAGCGCCCACUCUCAAGGUCCAAAAAUUUAAUAAGCGCCCAGGGCGGUUAAUCGAAUAAAUACGGUAUAUUAGGGCCGCGAUGCUUAUCUCAGGUCGGCGUUUAAUCGGGGGCGGCGCUUAUUCAAGUAAAUACGAUAAGCUUCUAAUGCUCGUGAUUAUGCUAAUGCUUCCCUUAUGUUCAUGCUUAUGCUUACGUCUGUGGUAGGGAUCUAUAAGAUUCUCUAAUAGAUAUGAUUAAUGGCUAAUUUUCAGCGAAGUGGCUGAUGCAAAGCGGUCUAGUGAUGUUACUACCACAUGGGUACGAUGGAGCCGGACCAGAACAUUCCUCCUGUAGAAUAGAAAGAUUUCUUCAGGUUGGUAUCCUGUCACCCCUGAUAAGGCGAGACAGUCUUGGAUUCUGCAUCCCACGUUAUGCAUUUCGGAUUCUAGGAACUGGAUUGCGGAUUCCUUGUCAGCGGAACUUGGGGCGCUUUCCAUUCAGCAAAAAUUCCGGUUUGAAAUUUCGGAAAUUUCACGUGCUCAGUGGAACGGUACAUUCUGGUUGCAGAGACCCGACCCGAGCCACCGCGCGUUUGGUUAUUGUUCUUGUAAGCAGGAUACAAAAGACGUUACUAGGGACAACAAUUCUGUCAAAUGGAAAGGGACUUUUCGGUCGGAUCGACCGAAAUGACCGGAUCGGUUAAAGUGGACCACCCUCAAAGGUGUUCCCAAAUAUUCCGGUCGGACCGAACCAGGGCGGAUAAAGGUAGGGCGGUGAAACGAGCGCGUCCGAGCAAAAAGGUGUGAUGCAGUGGACUGGCACUAUGUUUAUUGUUUUCGACUUUGGUCGGGGCUUGCGAUGUGGUUUGUACAUAAGACACUGCCGCUGUCACUGAACUAUGGCGCCUUGAUAAUUUGUUUUCUUGCACUUCUUCCUCUUUCCUUUGUGCUGGUACGCUGUCUCCGAGAGGCAAAUGUUGCUAUUUUUUGCGGGAGGUUUAGUUGGAGUAGACAAACAUUUCUUUCAAAGGGUUUCUUUUAUUACUUCCAUGACUCUACCACUGAAUUAUAUUUUCGUUCUGCUACUCGCCAAUGUCGAUGUUAUUCCAAAACAAAAACAACUAAGUACUGUCUAAAGCACGAAGGAAAAUCUCAUCCAUGUCAUCCAUGCAAAACUAAAAGACAGCAGAUCGUGUUUCAUAACUAGAUGACGUAUAUUUUAUAAAUGCGUGCAGCUCGUGCAAGGUGAAAUUAUGCUAAUUUCAAUCACCAUCAUCCUUCUUUUUAAUUUUGAAAAAAACAUCUCAUACGUCUUUCUGUUUGUUCGAAACUUCAAAAUUAGUUUCCCCUCAGUUUUUACUGUUUACCUUGUUUUGUUUUAGAGAGAAAAACGGAGAAAAAACCUUACAACUAACCUCAAUAAAUUUUGUUUACAUGCGGUUACCGGAUUUGCAACGCAUUGCGCGAAUCGCCAUGUCGCGUUGCAAACGAGAAGGAAAGUUUGAAGAAGUACAACGCCACUAUAUCAAUAUAUAUCAAUCUAAUUUUUUGUUAUGUUAUAUAAAAUUUAUCCCCCUUUAACAUAUGUAAAAAUUGAGGUUAAGAAGUGUUAAGCUUUUGCAAACGAAACGGUGAAAGACGAUUAGGUGAUAUUUAGUGGAAGGAGGAGGUAUUCAACACUUUCAAAUUAAACUCAAAUUUUGGCAUUAUACGACCAACAAGUUUGACCUAUAGACGUACAGACACAAACAUAUGAAACUGUUUAUUGAUAUUGUUAUGAAACGAAUUUAUCUAUUUAACAUUGUACCCUGAAAUUACAGAAAGAAAAUAGGAUUUCCGGUUUGCAAAAAGGAAAAUUUCGCCGGCCUUCAGGCGCACCGGAAGCGCGGAAAGAGCGCUCGUGCCAGUCCUACUCCGCAUCACACAUUAAAUGAAGAGCGGAGCGCUCGUUUCACCGCCCAACCUUUAUCCGCCCUGGACCGAACCGAAACGGUCCGUUCCAAUUUGAUUUCUAACCGAAAUUUCCGGAAUUUUGGACUGAAUGGAAAGCGUCCUUGGAAUUCCGGAUUCCUUGAGUUGAUUCCGGAUUCUAAACCCCAGGAUUCUGGGUUCGAGUGGCAAAAAUUUCCCAGAUUUGGGAAUUCGGAUGCCCUUACAUGGGGUGAAUCUUGGCUAUUACCCGUUCACUGUUAAAUUAAUUUCGCCUACAGUUUUAAAUCUUAUAAACCUUGGCUGCGUUUUUUGGCUAAAAUAAUUCAGGAUGUAAGGGUUAUUGGAAAAUUUGACAAAUCUACCGAUAGGACUUUAGAGCCAUUAAUCGAACUUUUGUCAUGCCCAGAACAGUCGUUGCUAAAACAAUCGUUCUAGUAGAUGUGUGUGGACGAGCUACGAAUACGACAAAUAAAAGCAUAGUUAAAAAUAAAUAAAUAAAUAAAUAAAUAAAUAGUCCUCGUAGCUAGCUUUUAGCCGCGAGUUCGUCGAAAAGCGUUUUGGGCGAAAGUUGAAGAGAGUAGAAAAGGAAACUUUUUCGUUUUUUAAGCUAAAAAUGUAGAAGAUUAGAACAAAAAAAAAUUCUCAAAAUCCAUUUCGAAUUCGCGUAUUUCUCUUUCUUUCUACCUCGUUUGGAAUUGAAACCGGCAAAUACGUUCAUGCACUCCGACCUACGAGUUCCCUCGAGAACCGUACCCGAGGGCAAAGUCUAUACCUGUUUUCAGACCAAAAGGGCGCAAAAACCCUUUCCUUUGGGGCGGCACAUACAUAAUUAUAUGGCUUAUAUAAGGGAGUACCUCCCCCCCCCCGGGAUCUCUAGCGUAUGUGAAUAGUUUCGUCUAUUACUGAAGGUCAAUAUCCCUCAAAGGAAUUCUGAACACUCGCAAAAUCUUAUGGCCAACCUCCUUUAAUGAAGUGAUUUCCCUGAUGGCCUUGUUCUCUGUACAAAUUACUGAAGAAUAGAGAGGGGAAGUGUGACGUCACGUUACCAUGGUAACAAACGUUUUGGAUCACAACAAAAGGGUGAUUAGACAACAACGACGAUGAAGGCAACGAGAACGGCAAAAAAGCAACAACUUUGCACGUGCAUCACCCUUUUUUGCACAUUUUUUAGCCAUCGUUGCACGACUGCGACAUAAAACUUCCUAAUUUCAUGCGCCCGCUUUACGGAGUAGGUGAACACUACACAAAAAGUUUCUUUGUCUUUUUCUAAACUCAGAUACCGUCCUUUCGGAUUCAAUCCAGAAAAUUUCGCCAACAUUUGACAAAUUAAAUGAAAUUGAAUAACAUCGAUGAAGUGCGAAUUUACUUCUUAAGUGAAUUUUCGGUUUGUUGUCAUCCAAAAAUUUUGCUACCAUGGCAACGUGACGUAACAACUUACCCUCUCUAUUUUGUAACAAUAUAUCAUCUUUUUUUGCGGCUUUAAACUAACCAUUUUCUCUACUUUUGUCUUGUUUUCAAAGCUAACGGACAGCAAGGAAGAUGAAGUUGAUGGAGACAAUGUUAACAUGUACAUAGCAAACCCUACGACGCCUGCGCAGUAUUUCCAUUUGCUAAGACAACAGGUGAGUGCUAUACCAAAUUGAUAAGGAUAUGACCGAUAACAAACCUCGACAAGCCUUCACAUAAUAAUUUUUGCUUUAUUUUCUCACUUUCCCUCUGAGUUAUCGACUUUUUAUGUCUUACAGAUGCUACGCAACUUUCGUAAGCCACUUAUUGUUGUCGGGCCCAAACUUCUGAUACGACUUCCGGUAAGCAUAGUAACCAAGUAUACAUGUGUUAUCUGUAGAGAACUUGCAGAGGACAAGUUAUGAUUCAGGCAUGAAAGUAUGUGUGAAUGAAAGGUCUAUAGUUAAACGCGUUCAUACGAGAUAAAGUUGGUUUUUGUUUUAAAACAUAAGAGCGAAAUUUGGGAAAGCCAGGCCAAGAAAAAUUCAAAGUUAAGGUUGUAAUUUAACCGUUUAAAGGUUGAAGCAUUGCCAGGACACCACUGAUUCUUAAAACGUUUUUAAAACUUAAAAGUGUUUGAAAACUGAAAACAUGCUGAAACUGCGGAAAUUGUCGCCUACAUUUGUCAAAAAAAAAAGUUUCCCGAAGCAGCUAAUUUUCAGCCAGGCAAAAACCUUUUAUUUUGAGAAAAAUGAAAAAGUAGCGGCAUUCAACAUUUAUUUUAGACAUCUCUACUUUUUCCACCUCCUGGUAAAUAAACAAAGGAAAGGAAAAGAAAACGCCUUAUAUGUUUGACCGUCGCGUAGGCCUAUGCGGGUUGGUGGUUGUAGCAUCCCUACGAAAGAGCGCACAGCUGUGGAUUUGCUAAGCUUGGUUAUCAAGGGCUCUUGCUUUGUUCUUCUGUACGUGCAAUAAAUGAACGUUAGUCAUUUUCCGUAAUUUUGUUCAGGCUGCCGUAUCAUCACUUCACGAGAUGGCUCCUGGAACUCACUUUCAACCAGUCCUUGGGGAUAGCACUGUUAACAAGGCGUCUGUGAGUCGUGUAGUGUUCUGUUCUGGUAAACAUUACUAUACUCUAAACAAGCAAAGGGAAGCGACCAACAACAUGAAUACAGCCAUUGUUAGACUGGAGGUAAGCAUCUAUGCCAGCCCUUAGGGCUUGGCAAUUCCUCAUUUUGAGACAUCUUUUGCAGUUCGGCAUUUGUGUCUGUACAUUUGAAAGGCACUUUUGUUACGGGUGCGGUAUGUUAGUAUGUAGAAGGUGUAAUCAAUGGUGACAAGUGAAAUUAGGGAAUAAUUUCACGCGCGUUUUGUCCAAGUUAGUCAAUAUUAAAUUACGCUCACAAGACGCGGGUUUUUUUCAAACCUGCACGCCAUGUUGGCACCCUGGAAAGAGUUGUUAUAGCAAGCUCGUUAUAAUUUUACGUAUAAAUUAACGCUGAAUUUUCGUGCCAAAAUUAAGGAGUAAUUUGUCACCUAUGAAAAGAGUAUUACAUGACUUAUGUCCCUCAAGGAGUUUUAUUUUCCGGGUUAAAAUUGUAUUUCUUGAUUCUUUAUAUGGUUUGGCUUUUGUAAGUUUUGCCGUCCAACCGUUUUCUGACCUUAAACUGAGGGUCAAUUGUCACCAUUUCUUUGUUUUUUUUAUUCCAGUCGUUGUGUCCUUUCCCUGCCGAAGUGAUUCGUCAAGAACUUCAAAAGUUUCCUGGAGCGAAAGGUAAUCUUCCUGACUUCUACCUUUAGAAAUGCUGUUCACGUUUUGCAACAGUUGUAUGUUUUCCCACUCCUAGUUAGCCUCCCCGCAGACGUCCUUUGGGGUUCGUUUGUCACGUAUUCAUUUCUCCCACACGGACGGUCCGUGGGAGAGAAAUGAAUACGUGACAAACGAACCCAAAGGACGUCUGCGGGGAGGCUAACUCCUAGUAGUCUCCCUCGCAGCCGUUUUUGUCUCGUCACGCGAAGCUCCUCCCAAAGAAAGUUUAUUAGGGAGAAGCGUUGCGUGACGCAACAAAUACGGCUGCGAGGGAGACUAACCCACCCCUGGCAACAAAAAGGAAAGGGGGUUGGGGAGUAUUGAUUUUAAAAAGGCAAAACAAAUAGCGUCAUAAAUAAAUCAAAAUUUGCCCGUUUAAGAAAAAGACAGUACAGGUAUAAGAUAGUGUAAGGAUAAAAUUAGGGUGGAACAUUUGCCUCUUGCUCUUUAAAGGCAUUUACUGUCUUUUUCAGAAUAUAUAUGGAGCCAAGAAGAACACAGAAAUAUGGGAGCUUGGAGUUUUGUUUCGCCACGAUUCGAAAAUAUUCUUGGAAUAAAGGUGACUUUCUCACUUUCAGCACUGAGCUGUUUCGGAAAUACUACACUGAACACAAAGAUUUAAGUUAAUCACACUUGUUUUUGUUUUUGUUCUAGCUAAAAUAUGCUGGUCGAAAAGUUUUGGGCGUGCCCGCAGUGGGUAUUGGAAAGCUACACUCACAGGAAGUAAUAGAGAUUUUAAAUGAUACCUUCCCAAAUAAUGCGGACUGA
Messenger RNA from Porites evermanni, 10807 nucleotides. NCBI's taxonomy places the organism in Eukaryota, Metazoa, Cnidaria, Anthozoa, Scleractinia, Poritidae. The record is from the annotation of a GenBank genome assembly.